AUGAAUCCCCUCGAUGACGACCCUACCGAUUUCGAAGGCGUGCUGCCUGUGAUCCCGUCGGAUUCCCCUCCCGUGUACAAAGACACAAAAAGCAAUGCAGCAACCGGCGCCUCCGCCGCCGGGGUUCGAGCCUUCACCGCGCAGGCUGUGGCAUUCUACUUCCGUGCGCCGGUGAAAGCUUUCUUUCGAACCAGAGUGGAUUACCUCGCGUACGCCAAAAGCCUCAAUCCGGAUAUACAAAGUGGGCGGUGGUCAUGGAGGUCCACCACACCAGGCCUGCUGGCGACGGCGAUCAAACACUACGGUUGGCGCUUCGUGCCAGAGCAAUUGGCGCUGCCAUUGUUUGCGAACGUGGCCGUCGGAGCAGCGCUGUAUACGAGUUACCUGCAGAUAUUGGGCCUCCUGCAUGAGCCUUCGGCGCACGCCAGGAAAACAGUAUAUCCUCCUCCACCACCGCAGAGCACCUUUCUUGCUGGUUUCGCAGCAGGAUCUAUCCAAAGCGUUCUGGCAGCUCCCUUGGAUGCCCUUCAAGUCCGAUUCGAACGACGAGGGCCAAAGUAUGAAGAUAAGACUAUGUGGGAAUAUGGCAAGGGAAAGUUAAGAGAGAUUGGACUGAGAGGAAUAUUUGCGGGGUGGGGACUGAGCUUUUUGAAGGAUAGCUUCGGGAGUGGCAUAUUCUUUUGUACCUUUGAGUGGGUGAAGGCGCAGGGUUAUCAUGGCUAUGUGCAGUGGUACUACGGACACAGGCUUGCAGAAGGUUGGGAAGGAGAAGAACUUGGGACGAAGGAGAGAAAGCUCAUACAGACUGCAACGGACGAGCGAUCAGUGGCGAAAAGAGAGCCCGACGCGUUAGUGGUCAGGCCACAUUACGCCCUUGAACCGGCCUUUCUCAUGCUCGCCGGCAUUACCGCUUCUGUCACCCAGCAGGUCCUCCUCUAUCCUCUGUCGACACUCCAGACUCUUCACUACGGGCGCCUAGAAGAACUGGACAAAAAGGCCAUCAAACUCAACGCUGACAAUGUGCCACUGGCGAGACGUGGCCGAAUGUUGAGGGCAUACUAUCACGCCUACCAAGCGACUUGGAAACAAGCUCGCCUGCAAGCAGUGGCUGAAGGGGGGAUGAGGCGAUGGCUGUACAGAGGCUUCUGGUGGUUCACUAUUCGGCAGGUUCCGAGUACAAGUGCAGGACUGAUCAUCUUCGAAUUGGUAAGGAGGAAGUAUGGACAGGAGGGCUUAGGUGAUGAAGUCAGGAUAUCCAGCAAAGGGAAGUAUGAUAUCCUUCUUGUAUGA
Molecule: messenger RNA, 1290 nt
Organism: Fonsecaea multimorphosa CBS 102226
Lineage: Eukaryota; Fungi; Ascomycota; Eurotiomycetes; Chaetothyriales; Herpotrichiellaceae
Exons: 1
Coding region: 1-1290 (429 amino acids)
Biological process (GO): mitochondrial L-ornithine transmembrane transport
Molecular function (GO): L-ornithine transmembrane transporter activity
Source: RefSeq, a predicted model, not a curated record